AUGGAACACAUGGAACACCUGCUACGUCGUCGCCGAGGACUAAGAAGCGCAUUGUCUUGCACAGUCAAUGAAGCCACAGAGAAGCUCACUGGUGUCGAUCUAGCGGAAGAGGACAUAGAAGUGCUCGUUGCUCGAGUAAAGAAGCAGAUGGACAAUUUGGAGCGAGUGGAUGCGGAGUUGGAACCUUUGUGGUCAGAAGAGGAAGUUGAGGAAGAACAAAAAGAAAGCUUCGAAUAUAUUGACCGAGCGACAGCUUUGCUGGCACGGCUACAGUUCAGGCUAGAACGAAUUAGCCCGACAAGGAGUUCGACAAGAAGCUCACAAGGACCUAUUCCAGAAGCGAGACAGGCUGAUGACGUUGGAAAUGCGAACGUUCGAGUCAGGUUGCCCAAGCUGGAGAUUAUAAAGUUCAACGGCCAGCGCAAGAAUUGGAUGAUGUUCUGGGAGCAGUUCCAACAAGUUGCCCACGACAACCGGAAGCUCAGUACGUGCGACAAGUUCAAUUAUUUACGAGCAGCAAUGACCGGUGAAGCGGCGUCAGCCAUUGCUGGGCUACCGCCAACGGACCGAUGCUAUAAUGAUGCUGUGGACAUCCUCAAGGGACGUUUUGGCGAUGAGUCGCUUCAGAUAGAGGACCACAUGGGCAGGCUCAUGAGUCUCCAGCCCGUGAAGACAGCCCAGGAUACGAAAGGACUACGGAAGCUUCAUGACGAUAUCUCAUCGCACAUGAGAGCGCUGAAAGCACUGGCCGUAGCCGAGGAGUCCUUUGCGUCGAUGCUGUAUUCACUCAUGAUACGGCUUGUACCACAAGGAAUAGUCAUCAACUUCAAUCGAAAGACGUUGGAGGCUCAAGAGGAGACAUCUACAAACAGUAACAAUCAGGCAGUUAGUGCCGGAGACACUUCAGUAGGUCCCGACAAGCAACACGUGACGAAGGUGACUGAAUUCAUGAAGUUCCUCCGAGUGGAGGUAGAGAGCAGGGAGAGAUUGAAUGCCCAUGAAGAAAAGCCUUCGUCAGGGUAUAAGCAGAAGGACAACGAAGCUAAGACCCAGCACACAAGGAAAUUCAGAAGACCGUCAUCGGCCUCAGCGCUACUUCAUACGUCAGAUGAUAGUCCAGAAUGCUUCUUCUCUAAAGCGCGGGAGCAUGUGACUGCAGAAUGCAACGCGACGAUUCCAAAUGAAGAGAAGCUGCGUCAACUGCAAGAAGCAGGACGAUGCUUCAGAUGCACUUUGCCAAAUCACGUGUCAAGAAGGUGUUGGCGGAAGGUCAAAUGCGGGAAAUGUCAGAAGAGACACGUUUCGUCAGUGUGCAAGUUUGGAAGUCAGGAUUCUCCCAGCAAGGGCAAGUUGACCGGCGGGACGGCGCAGCUAAGCUUGGAGUUGGUGGAAGAGUCAAGGCGGCCAACAACCGUGCUGCAGACAGUCGUCGCCUGGUGCAAAGGAGAAGUGGGAGCGGACAAGUGCAAAGUUAUGUUUGACACAGGAAGCCAGAGGUUGUUUGUGACACUACAAACUGCUCAGAGGUUGAAAUGCAAGACAGUUGGUCACGAAGCAUUGAAAGUUGGCGUGUUCGGAGGACGACAAGAAGAGAGGACGUUUCGGCGAGUAUCCCUCAAGCUUCAGAGAAGAGUUUUGAGACUGGGAAGCAGCUUACGGGCAGUGGAAACAAGACUCGGAUGGACAGUUCAUGGAGUGUGCCCAGAAAGUGGAAUAAUCAAGCACUGUAAUCAAGCUCUGGCGUUACGGAUAGCAGUGGAUGAAUUAGAAACAGAUACGACGUUGAAGAAGUUUUGGCAGCUGGAAUCCAUUGGAGUGACACCUGACGCCGACGAUGAAAGGGACAACACAGUGCUACGUCAGUUCUCAGAAACUGUGAAACUGAAGGAAGGGCGUUACGAAGUAGCGCUCCCGUUCAAGUCUACAGUGGACUUGGGAAGUAACAAAGAAGUAGCUCUGAAGAGGCUUAAUCAGUUGACUAGAAGACUCACUCGUAAUCAAGAGCUCUUGAAGAGGUACGACGAAACUAUACGAAUGUACAGUGAUGAGGGCAUGGCCGAGAGAGUAUACAGUGACGAGGAAGACGUCGUGUACUACAUGCCACAUCAGGCGGUUCUCAGAGACUCGAGCACCACAACAAAACUUCGGGUGGUAUUCGACUGUUCGUCAAGCUGCGUCACUGCCAAAUCGCUCAAUCAGUGUUUAGAAGCAGGACCGAAUCUAAAUCCGGAUGUUGUGGAAUUGUUAAUGAAUUUCCGGAUAAAGAAAAUCGCCCUGGAGGCCGACGUACAAAAAGCCUUUUAA
Molecule: messenger RNA, 2304 nt
Organism: Ornithodoros turicata
Lineage: Eukaryota; Metazoa; Arthropoda; Arachnida; Ixodida; Argasidae
Exons: 2
Coding region: 1-2304 (767 amino acids)
Source: RefSeq, a predicted model, not a curated record